GAGCCUGACUGCUGAGGGAGGGAGCUAUGAUUGAGAGAGCUUAACUUGCGGGGCAAAGGGGGAGAAAAGAGUGGGCAACUGUGGGCACGGCUGAACUACACGCCUACAGACCUGGACGCCCAGAGAAAUUUGCACCAGAAAGGCACACCUACCAACCGGGAAGUUGCUUUCCAUUGCUAAGUCCUGUAGGAUCUGACCAAGAAGGGGUGAAAAGAAGAGGCCGAACUUUGGAAAGGCCAUACUGCAAGCUGCUAAUGCAACAUGAUCCUGUGGGACUCGCUCUAAAAAUAUCAACCGCCAGGAAUACAUGGACUCGCUCUGGCUGCUUAAUUGGCUAAAGAUUACACGUUUAGUUUUUUCUUUGCUAAUUAGACUUCUUCAAGGAUGUGAGAAGCAUAUUCCAUGAUUCUUGGUUGCAAGCAUUCUGAAGGUAAUCCCUAUAUGUAUUGAUGACCUUCACUUGCCUCUGGGCUUUCUAGAGAGUGCUUCUUAUUUACAUCGAGUUGGCAAUUUCGUAUGCUGCUUGAGCUUCUUUAAAUAUCUAAGGAGACGAUUUAAGGACACUUUGAGUUGCAGUCAACAAACUGCGUUUACUGAAGCCUUGCAUUGAUUGUAGUGAACUUGGUUUCCAGGUAAGCUUUUGGAAUGCUACAUUUAAGCAGCAAAUUAUGAAAUGGACAACAGAGCAAUAAAGCUUCUUUUGUAGGUGUACCCUCAAGUUCAAUUGUUUGUCAAACCAGCCUUGUGCAGAAGCUCGUGCAUAAAGUUUAGCAUCUCUCUGCUAAGUCAUGAGGAAGGCUGAGGUGCAAAUGACCCUGAAGAAGGGUGCUGAAGAUGGAUCUGGACGGGUUGCACCCCCAAGCCCACGGAUACCAUCAAAACGGGCUAAAGUCAACCCUGACCAGCUGGUGCCUGACCCAAGUUCUGCCUAUCCCACUCCAACACCCCCCGUCUUCAUCCGGAAGAUGAGGAACGCUGCCGUUGGUACCGGCUGUGACAUCCGCCUGAAGGUUGCUGUGGCUGGAGACCCACAGCCUUCACUGUAUUGGUACCAUAACGAUGAUCUCCUCAGCAUGGAUAACCAGGAAUAUGGAGGCCUGUGGAUCCGUGACUGCAAGCCCGCUGAUGCAGGCCUCUACACCUGCAUUGCUACCAACCACCUAGGCGAGGCCAGAAGCAGCGCUGUGCUCGCUGUCCUGGAUCUGGGAGAAGACUCUGAAACCACAGAAGACGAAGCAGGCGAGCCUCAGAUGGAGACCAAAGAAGGAGGCAGAGGUGGUGCAGAUGAAGCCUCCCCGCGUGUGCCUGCAGGAGAGCGGAUGAUGGACGUAGUGGGAGAUGCGAGCGGUCACUGGGCGUCCGGCGAAAACACAGUGGUGGAGAAAGAGGCACCGUCCCUGGGAUCAAGAGCACCGGGGCCACAUCCCUCCAGGAGCCAGUCUGAGGAGGUUUUGAGAGAAUCGCCCCCACAUGUCCUCCCUCCUCCCUCCCCCAAAAUUAUCCGUUCGGCCACCUCUCCCAUGCUUGGCCGUUCCGGUUCUGGCCCCCCUACACCCCUCACCCCACGCAAGAAAGCUGUCGUGCCAACUGAUUAUCAAGACACGGUACCCGGAGAGUUUGAGGAGAAGAUUAAGCAGCCUAAAUCCUCAGGUAUGUCCCAGAGCAGUGCGCAGGACUCCCGACCCCAGACUCCUGUCAGUGAGUACUCCCGGAAGGACUUGACCCUACGCCCCUCACCUAAACUGACUCGUGCCAGCUCCAAGAUCUUUGAAAGAGUGCGAGUUUUUGAAGAGCGCAGGAAGAGCAUUGACAACCAGGAGGGUUCCAUUUCUGGGCGCUCUUGGGCUGGUUUUAACAGAGCCCCUUCCAUAGACUCUGACGAAGGAGGAAGCCGUCUGGGGAUCUCAAGAGAGAGCUCCAAAGAAGAUCUCCAUGAAGCUUUGAAGGCAGAUGCAGCCCAGAGAAGGUCAAUGUUCAGGCAGAGGGCUGCAUCUCUGGAGGACAAACCUCGCUACUCCCAGAAGGUUCAGGACAUUGAGAACAAGUUCACAGAGGAGCUCCAGCGCAUCAAGAAACUUGUGGGGAAGCCGCACAUGAAGAAGUCCUUCUCCACUGAGCAGCUCUCCACAUAUCACAGGAGCAGGCAGCCCAUGCGAAAACUGGAGCCAAUUCCACCUCAGGUUCUUCAGAAACUACAAGACCGGGAGCGUGCUCAGCAGGAGCAAGAGAGGAGAGAGAGUGAACGAGCCAAAGAGGCUUCCCCGCCAAAAUCUCCCAGGGUGCCAACAAGGCAGACUCAGCAACAGGAAUCAGUGUUUCAUGAACAGAUAGUGCCACAGCGCUCACCUGUGACAAAUAAAACAUUCAACAGAGUGGGAGAGGAGCAGUCCCCCCCAGAGGCUAUGUCACCAUCUGAGUUACCUGGACAAAGGUCUCCAAGGCUAAUGCAGCUUCAAGAAAGCCCUCGAAGAUCUCCAACUGCAGAUGUCACCUCCUUGACUGAGGAUCGUCCGCGGUCCCCUCGCAGAACAAGGGCAGAAUCUCCCUCCAGAAAUGCCCUGGAGAUGACAUUACGCAAAGUUGAACCUAGGCCUGCGAGUCCCCUCGUAAAGAGGGUAGUCCAUGUUCAGGAAAUUGCUCCAGUCCAUACAGAGUCUGUGCAAAGAAAAACGCCCUUGGAGAUCACGCUGCGAAAGCUGGAGAGAAGGCCUGAAAGUCCUCUGGUACAAGGAGAGACAGUAGCAAUACAAGAUCCUAUCCAGGCAACUUCUAAACCUCUGAGGCUUUCUCUCUCUUCCUCUGAAGAAGAGAAGAUGGAGGGGGAUGUAACUCCUCCAGCUCCAGCCCCAAAGCUCACAAUCCCUCAGAUUAUUGUUGAAGAGGAGCCUAUGGAGACAGAAACCUUUACAGCUCCACAGAGUGAAAAAGCCAGCAAAACUUCUAGUGCCAAAGAGGAAAAACCACAGAGAAUGAAAGGGAGGGGACGCAGACAAAGACCCAUGUCUCCAGAAUUAGAGUCUUCCGACGACUCUUACGUGUCUGCAGGAGAGGACCCUCUAGAGGCCCCAGUCUUUGAGUUUCCUCUUCAGGAUAUGGUAGCAUCCUCUGGAGCUGAAGUGAUGUUGAAGUGCAUCAUUGCUGGAAACCCUCUUCCUGAAGUAAUAUGGAUGAAGGACAACCUGGAAAUAAGGAGCAGCCCCACACAUGUGGUGAAAGUGGAAGGCGAGAGGCACACCCUUCUCAUCAAAUGGACGAAACCAAGUGAUGCUGGGACGUACACUGUAACUGCCACCAACGAGGUGGGAAAGGUCUCCUGCAGUGCCACUCUCUUCAUCAAGUCAGAACCCAGUCAAGACCUGAGGGGGAACCUAGGUGUGCCAAUGGAUGUCAGCAGCCCCAUCACCUCUGACGAGGAGUACCUCAGUCCUCUGGAGGAAGGCAUGGACUUUGGAGGGAAUUCCUAUCGCGGCCCUGAACCCCGGAAGAUCAUAGACACUCGAUUUAAAGAGCCACCCACUUUUCAGGCCACUCUUGGAGAUCAGACAGUCGUAGAGGGACAAGAAGUGACCAUGUCUGUCCGAAUGAGUGGGCAGCCUAAACCAAUGCUCUACUGGCUGAGGGACAGAGUGACCAUAAAAACAGGCCCUCGACACGUCGUUCAGGAGACAGAAAGUGGCACCUGCGAGAUGAUAAUAAAAUCGGCUGUGAAGUCUGACGCUGGCGUCUACACCUGCAAGAUCAUUAAUGAGUAUGGCACCAAACAGUGUGAAGGCAAACUGGAAGUGAAAGAUGUUCCAGCAGAGCCUGGACUUGCCAUUGUGCGGCCAGUCAGGGACGUGUUGGUGAAGGCUGGAGAGACAGCAGUGUUCGAGUGUCAUGUGAUCGGGCCGCAGGAUGUGGAUGUAGACUGGCUGUCAGAUGGGAAGCUCAUCCAGCCAGCUCUACUGAACUGCAAGAUGCACUUUGAUGGGAGGAGAUGCAGGUUGUUGCUGAACUCCGUGCAUGAGGACGACAGUGGCACAUACACCUGCAAACUGAGCACAGCCAAAGAGGAGCUGACCUCCAGUGCCAAGCUGAAGGUUCUCGCCUCAAUAGAACCUCUGUUCACAAGAAAGCUGGAUAUGUUGGAGGUGAUUGAGGGCCGGAACGCCCGCUUCGACUGCAAGGUCAGCGGAACGCCACCUCCCAAAGUCAUCUGGAGUCACUUUGAUCAUCCUCUGAUAGAGAGUGAGGACAUUCGCAUCCUGAAGGAAGGUGGCCGACACUCACUGGUCAUCUCUCAUGUCAGCAGUGAUGAUGAGGGCUUCUACACGGUUGUGGCCCGGAACCCACAUGGCGAGGAUGAAUGUUCAGCUGAACUGUAUGUGCAAGAACCCCGGCCAGCCAUCUCUUCCCAGAUGGCAAAGCUAGAGAAGAUGCCCUCCAUUCCAGAGGAGCCGGAGGUUCCCGAGAGCGAGGUGGAGCGUUUCACCAUGCCCGACUUCGUUAAGCCACUCUACGACCUGGAUGUGAUUGAGGGAAAAGAGGCUGUGCUGAAGUGCAAGGUGGCGGGCCUGCCGUACCCCACCAUCUCCUGGUUCCACAACGGCAAGAAGAUAGACAGCACGGAGGACAGGAAGAUGACACAGUUCAGAGACAUUCACAGUCUGGUAAUUCGCUCAGUGUGUCAUGCUCACGGCGGUGUCUACAAGAGCGUCAUUUCCAACAAGAUGGGCAAGGCCACCUGCUAUGCCCAUCUCUAUGUGACAGACGUUCUUCCUGAUCCUCCAGAUGGAGCUCCAGUAAUUGAGUCCAUCACUGGCAAGACUAUCACUCUCAGCUGGAAGAAGCCCAGAAGGCUAGACCCCUCCAUUGACCCCGGCACCUUGAUGUACGCUGUCCAGCAGCAGGCUCUGGGCUCCAUCCAGUGGACCAUAAUCGCCUCCAGUCUAAAGCAGACCACCUACACCGUCACCUCGCUGUCCAAGGGCGUCCGAUAUGCCUUCAGGAUCCUUUCCAUCACCAGCAAAGCCUUCAGCAAACCAUCUAACGCCACAGACCCUGUACAGCUCAUAGACAGAGGUCCAUACGUUCAGGAAGCUCCAGUCAUCAUAGACAAGCCAGAUGUGGUCUACGUGGUGGAGAAUCAGUCGGUCAGCAUCACAGUCACUCUCAACCACGUCAAUGCAAAUGUCACCUGGAAGAGGAGAGGAGUGACCCUGUCCAACAGAGUGGGGCUGUUUGAGAUGAGCAUGCCCGAUGAUGACCAGCACAUGCUGAAGCUGUGUAAGGUGAAAUACAGUGAUGUGGGUCCACUUACUUUCACAGCCAGUAACUCGUACGGCACAGACUCCUGCCUUCUCACCCUGGAGUUAGCAGCGCCUCCAACGUUUGAGUCCAUUAUGGAGGAUCUGGACGUCAGUGUGGGGGAAACCCCUCGUUUUGCUGUGGUAGUUGAGGGGAAGCCGAUUCCAGACAUCUUCUGGUAUAAGAAUGAUGUCCUCCUGUCUGAGAGCAGCCAUUUUACCUUUGUGUAUGACGAUAACGAGUGCUCUCUGGUAGUGCUCAACACGCAGCCAGAUGACUCUGGGGUCUACACUUGCACUGCGAAAAACCUGGCCGGCUCUGUUUCCUGCAAGGCUGAGCUCACCGUCCACACCACAAAGCCAGAAAAGGACAGGCCAAUGGAGGAUAAGGAGACUAUGCUGAGGAGGAUGCGAAGGCUCACUGAUUACUAUGACGUUCACAAGGAGAUUGGGAGAGGCGCAUUCUCCUAUGUGAAGCGAGUGACACAUAAGGUGGGGAAGAUGGAAUAUGCAGCCAAGUUCAUUUCAGCUCGGGCCAAGAGAAAAGCCUCUGCCCUGAGGGAGAUGAACAUCUUGUCUCACCUCGACCAUGAGAGGAUCAUCUACUUCCACGAUGCAUUUGAGAAGAAGAACGCAGUCAUCAUCAUCACUGAGAUAUGUCAUGAAGAGCUUCUGGAUAGGCUUACAAAGAAAUCAACAGUAAUGGAGGCUGAGAUCCGCUCCAGCAUAAGACAGAUUUUGGAGGGAAUUCAUUUCCUUCAUCAACAUGACAUUUUGCAUUUGGACAUAAAACCUGACAACAUCCUCAUGGCCGACUCCACCAGUGACCAGAUUCGGCUUUGUGAUUUUGGAAAUGCAGUGAAAAUCACACCUGAUGAAGCGCAGUACUGCAAAUACGGCACUCCAGAAUUUGUUGCCCCAGAGAUUGUUAACCAGACGCCAGUCUCCAAGGCUACAGACAUCUGGCCUGUUGGAGUCCUGACCUAUCUAUGUCUCACUGGAGUGUCUCCAUUUGCGGGAGAAAAUGAUAGAAGCUCCGUUUUCAACAUCAGAAAUUACAACGUGGCCUUUGAAGAGAGCAUGUUUGCUGACCUUUGUCAUGAAGCGAAGGGAUUCGUCAUCAAACUGCUAGUGGCUGACAGACUGAGACCAGACAGCAGUGAGUGUCUUCGUCACCCCUGGUUCAAGACCCUAAAUAAAGGCAAGAGCAUCAGUACAGAGCCCCUCAAAAAAUUCCUGUUAAGAAGAAAGUGGCAGCGAUCCCUUAUCAGCUACAAGUCCAAAAUGGUGAUGAGAUCAAUUCAUGAGCUGCUGGACGAUUCCUCCAACCACAUCUCCAUCGCUGUUCCACGACAUCUGAAAGAAGGCUCGCCUCCACCUUCUUCUUCUUCAGAUUCUGAUGAGGACAUUGAUGAGCUGCCAUUCAUCCCCAUGCCCCUCAAUAUGGAGUUCUCUGGAUCCAGAAUGUCACUGACUGACAUUCAUGGGGAUGAUGAGAUGAUGGGUAAGACCAAUGGAAACAUUGAGAGGUCAGGAUCAAGCUCCCAGAAAUCAGAGCCUAUGGAAUGUGAACCAUCAGAGGAGACUGUUGAUGGUUCUGCGAGAGGUCGAGCAAGGAAGAGAACAACACAUGAUGAUGAUAAAGGCUCCUCUGAUGAGGAACCAGGGGAAUUAGCUAGGAGGACAGACCAGGGUAAGAGACCCCUUCGCAGAGGUUCAAGUAUGGAGUCUGAUAAGCCAGAGGGAGGUCGUCAUAGAGGUGAACUGCGCAGGGGAAGCUCAGCAGACAGUGCCUUGCAACUCCAUAUCAAGCCAGAAGAGGGUGCUGAGGAGAUUCCCACAGAUGGUGGAAGAAUGCUUAAGAAGUCAGUGUCUAUGGAGCUACCUCGGAGAAGCCCGAGCCCAGGAACAGCAAAGAUGAGCCAGGAGGAUUAUGCUCUGAAGCUGGAGCUGAUGAGACAGAGGCUGCUAAGAGGAGGAUCUGCAGACAAUAAGAUGAGUGGACUUCGAGGCCCUUUGUUAGAAACCCUAGGUAUGGGAGAUGAGAAGCGUUUUCUGCGUGGGCCUCGGUCAGGUAACCCUCCACUUAUUCGGGCAGCAUCCAGUGAAUCGCCUAGAGAUGACAUCCCAAAAACCAAAGUUCUCCGCAAGAGUGCAUCCUUCAGUCAGGGUGACUCUGAGCCCAUGCCCCUGCACCGGCGGAUUGGGGCUCCUCUAGAAAUACCCCUAGCACAGAUAGAGGAAAGGCGUUUGCAGGAAGCAGUAUCCAUGUCUGCUCUUGCAGAGCAAGUCAAGCAAGACUCCCGUCCAAUCACCCCCAAACCACUCACUCCUGAACCAAAGAGAGAUGAGACGAAGCAAGACACAGAAGCGAAGGAACCCUCUCCUGUCAGGGACAGUCAGCGUGAAGAUGUCUCUGUUAAACAAGCAGAAACUGCCACUGUAGAAAGAGGAGGUGAUACUUCUGUCCAAAGGAAAGAUAAGCGCAUGUUACAGGAAGCUACCAAAGAACCUGAGAAUGUUAUGCAAAGUAGGCCUGCACCUUCUAUGGUGCCCAAAGUUGUGAUAGAGGAAAGAAUCGAAGAGGUGGAAGAAGAGGAAGAAGAUAGAGAACCAGUGAAAGAACCUGUAAUAGAAAGGGAACCAUCUGUAGCUGAGAUAGAAGACAAAAGAGUCGAAGUGGAAGAAGAAGAAGAGAUGGCACCAUUUCAAUCUUCAGAGAUGACCAUAUCCACUAGUUCCAUUGCAGUCAGCCCUGCUGCAGUGCCUACCAGGACCCCUCAGAGCGUUGUCUCAACAUUGGUGACCCCCUCCCCUGCUGCACGUACAGUACUCCCAGAUGGCAGGACAUCUGCAUAUGCAAGUGUCAUGCAGACAAUCCUAGUCCCAUCACUGCAACCAGCAAGCCAGCCUGCAGUCAUUCCUACGUCCACAAAUGUUUCUGUGACAGCUCCUCCAUCUGUGCCUGUCUAUGCAUCCAUGACUAGACAUAUUUCAGAGCCAUCUCUCGUGUCUGCCACACCGUCAUCCAAGGCAGAUACUCAUCAAACCACAGAACAUCCUGCUGUUUUCUCCCGUGUCGCAUCUAUAGAACAGCCAGCCAAAGAGCCAAGUCCACCCAAGACUCCAACACGCGCUUCCCCGAAAAGAGAACCCUCUCCUGGAAGCCAAAUUCGGGACCUUGCCUCAGAGGAAGUCUUUGAAGCUCGGUUCAAGAAACGCGAGUCUUCUCUCACCCGUGGUUUGAAACUUCUAUCUUGGCAAAAGACAGAAGAAAAGCCCUCUACAGUUGCUCCUGAAGCAACGGAGGAGAUGUAUCGCCCAGGGCCAAUCGGGGCUCCCUUGGAGUUUGGACCCAGGAGGCUGGAAGAAAAGUCAAAAUCUGUCCAAGACCUCCGCGAGGCAGAGAAAGACCCAGGUUUCAUGAGAAGACUGUCCAUGCGUCUAAGAAGGACCCCGUCCACGGAGAGGAAAGAGGAAAAACCCAAAGAGGAUGACUUCACUCCACCUAGGCGUCGUUUGUCUUGGGCACUGGGGCGAAGAGGAUCUCAGGACAAGAAGGAAGUGGAGAUGAUGAGGCUGGAUGGAGGUCCAGAGACACCUCCAGAGCCAGAGACCAAGAAGCCAUCAGAGUCCCCUGUUUUAGCCAUGCGCAGAAAAAUCGGCAGCACAGUGAGCGGUUUAUCCAUGAUGAUCCGGAGCCAUUCUGAGGAGAGAAAAGACGAAAAAGAAGGAAAGACGGAGACCAAGAGAACUCCUAUACUGUCUAUACUGCGACGUUCCACCUCAGAGGGAGGCAACUUAAAGAGAAUGGGCAUCCCACAGAAUCAGCUAGCUGCUCAGUCGUCCACUGGGGCCUCUUCUGAGUCUUUGGAUUCCAUGUCUAGCAUCCAGUCAGAAUCAGCAGUCAGAAGUGUAGAGACUGAGCGCAGGUCACGAUGGGACAGAUGGGGCCUAACCAGAGGCAGGAGGGAUAAAACUGUAUCCCAGCCAGAUAUACCCACUGCUAUUGCCAGAGAGAAUGGCUCACUCCGCUCUCGCCAGUAUUCCCGGAUGACCUCUGACUUUCCUCCAGUGUUUCAUAUCAAACUGAGGGACCAUGUUCUCCUGGAGGGAGAUCCAGUCACUCUCAGCUGCCUGCCUGCUGGCAGUCCUCACCCACACAUCGCUUGGAUGAAAGAUAAAAAGCCGCUUGAGAUUGACCAAAGGAUGAACAUGAUCUCCUGUCCUGAUGGAAGACAGCUGCUGAUGAUUAUGAAAACCACCAAGAACGACGCAGGCCUGUACGAGUGUGUGGCCACAAACCCGCUGGCCUCCAUUUCCAGCUCCUGUAAACUGUCCCUUGCCCGUCUUCCAAACCGACCAGGCACUCCAGAAGUUCCCCAGAAGUAUAAGAACACAGCGCUGGUGGUGUGGCGCCCAUCCGACACCAUGUCCCCAUGUACCUACUCUCUGGAGCGGAGGACAGAAGGUGAAAGUAACUGGCUGAUUGUGGCCACUGGUGUGGCUGACUGUUACUACAAUGUCAACGAUCUGCCAACUGGUGCUGCCUACAGGUUCAGAGUGGCUUGUGUAAAUAAGGCUGGCCAGGGACCAUACAGUAAUCUGUCUGAGAAAGUCAUUCUGGAUGCAGCAGCUCCUCAAAAAGGCACUGGAACAGUUGUUGUCAAGACACUUCCUCCAGGAACAGGUCCUGCAACGAUAACCUCCACCAUGACCGUUCCUCCUAUGAAGCCUGCUGGGAGUAAACCCCCACCCAUCGCUACUGCAGCUCUGGCACAGGCUCCCACUUCACCUCCAGCUCAGCCCUCCCCUGCUCCCGCAGCUGCUGUUACCCCAACAGCCGCCACCCACCGCGAUGUCCCAGAGUUCCAAGGUCCUGUCCCCUCUGGCACCUCCACCCCAGCCAAAGCCAAAUCCACUCUAAAUAUCACUGUAGCCAAACCCACCCCUGCCCCAGCUGCUGCUCCAGUACAGCCUGUUCCCGCCAAACUCUCUCCUCCUGUCAUCCUCCCCAAACCUCAGAGUCCUGUCAACGUGGUCUCACCCAUGGCCCAAACCCCCCCAGUCUCCCCACCCCCGUUAGUCUCUCCUCCCCCCUCUAUUGGUAAACCCAUCUCCUCCGUGCCCAUGUAUGCCCCCUCCACUACAACAGCACGCGUAACUCCAGUUACCCCAAAUACGCCCUCUCCUGCCCUGUCUCCACCUGUAGUGCUUGUUACCAGUCUGAGUCCGGUUGGGGAGGGUACUGGUACACUCAGCAGGACAACUCCCAGUGGGAGGGCAACUCCAUCUGGGCGUUCUACUCCUACAGGGCGUAGAACCCCAAUGAGUAAGCCAGGAGAGUCCACCCUACGCCAAGGGGUGCCCCAGAAACCGUAUACGUUCAUGGACGAGAAGGCCAGAGGGCGUUUUGGGGUGAUUCGUGAAUGCAGGGAAAAUGCCACAGGCAACCUCUUCAUGGCCAAAAUCGUCCCAUAUGAGCCUGAGAGCAAGCAGACUGUCCUGCAGGAGUAUGAGAUCCUCAAAUCACUGCACCACGACAAGAUCAUGGCCCUCCAUGAGGCCUAUGUCACUCCACGCUACCUAGUCCUCAUCUCUGAGUGCUGUGCAGGCAAAGAGAUCCUCUACAGCCUGAUUGACAGGUUCCGCUACUCUGAGGAUGACGUGGUGGCCUACAUUGUGCAGGUGUUGCAGGGUUUGGACUACCUGCACAACAGGAGAAUCCUGCACCUGGACAUCAAACCAGACAACAUUAUAGUCACCUACAUGAAUGUAGUCAAGAUCAUUGACUUUGGCAGUGCUCAGACCUUCAACCCACUGUUCCUGAAGCAGUUCAGCCCUCCUAUAGGAACGCUGGAUUACAUGUCUCCCGAGAUGUUGAAAGGGGACGUGGUGGGUCCUCCAGCUGACAUCUGGAGCGUUGGAGUUAUGACCUUCAUCAUGCUCAGUGGAAGAUUGCCUUUCACGGACAGUGACCCAGCAGAGACGGAGGCCAGAAUCCUAGCAGCCAAGUUUGACCUCAGCAAGCUCUACCAAAACGUGUCCCAAAGUGCCUCUCUGUUCCUUAAGAAGAUCCUGUGCAGCUACCCUUGGGCCCGUCCCUCCAUUAAGGACUGCUACAACAACUCUUGGCUGCAGGACGCGUACUUGAUGCGCCUGCGGCGACAGACCCUCACCUUCACCACCACACGCCUCAAGGAGUUCCUGGGCCAGCAGCUGCAGCACAGAGCCCAGGUGGCCACCAAGCACAAAGUUCUCCUGCGUUCCUACCAGAGCUCUGCUCAAACCCCCACCUCACCUACCACACCAUCUACACCUUCUACACUCUCUAUACCCUCUACGCCCUCCACCCCUGUCACCCAGUGAGCUCACCCUGGCUUUGCCAGACAAGGAACGUGACCCAAGAGUAGCACUCCAGGGGAAGGACAGAGAGGCCCAGCCCCAGGACCACUCACUGUCACGGUACUGACACCUGGCUGGGCCCUGGCUGGACUCACAAAGGGGGCCAGUUAUUGAGCAGCGUGUGAACACAUCCGGCACCAGCUCAGCAAAACUGGCCCCUAUUCUGUGACGAGUCAAACACACCCUCAGUCAGAUACGAGACUGGAAAAUCCAGUCUCAUUCAGACUCCAACACCCACCCACACACACACAGAGAACUCACUAAUCUAAUGCAUUCAUCAUCAGCUGUGGCCAGCAUGCUUAGCGCUGUUGUGUUCAUAGUCCUGCCCCAAGCCCCGCCCCAUGCACAGGCUUGCCCCACCCCUUUUUCAUAUUGUUCCAUCUCCGACUGACUGUCAAAGUGUUCUCUGCAUUGUGUUCUGUGCAGUCAGGAACUAUGGACCCGUCGUGGCUGAGAAGUGCGUCCUCCUCCCACAAAGAUCCUCAUUUUGCGAGAUGUUUGGAGAUGUUUGACAUGAUUUCACAAAUGUCAUCUUAAUGUAAACUUUUGUGGUGUUUCCCUAUAAUGAUCCUGGGGCCUUGAAAUGAUCCUUUUUCUGCUAGUUUUUAUGAGGUUGACAGUUUUAUUACAGGUAGUUGUUAUACAGUAAUCACAGUAUCUACAGAGUCUAUCGAGCUCUCAAGCUAUUCUCACUCUAGUGCCACUUAAUGUUUUACAACCAACUUUGAGUUUUGUCUUUUACUAACUUUUACUGACCUUGGCACAAAAAAAAAGAAGAAAAAAUUGUUGGGUCAUACUUUGCAACCUGUGAUGUCAGAGAAAUGUUUUAAUCAAAAUCAGAAAAAGAGAAAAAAAAAAAAAGAUAGCUGUCCAAAGUCAUGCAACUCCAACAUGCAAAAAGGCCCCGUCUUCAAAACGAUGCAGCAUUUUGUUUCUCCUGAUCUGCUGUCGAAGUUUAGAAAUGUACAUCUUAUUAUUAUUCAUUUUUUGUAUUUAUUAAAGGUUGCCUUUCCAUUUCUGAUCCAGAAUGUAUUAUACAACACAGACGUCCUUGCACUGGUUUUGUGUAUCGGCCUUUCUUUGUUAAAGUCUUUUGAAUGCACUGAAAACCUUUUAUUUUCUUUUGAUAUCUGCACACCGGUGGAGUGACAAGCAUGCUAUCAGUACAAACAUUCAUUUUAUAGAACAAAUAGAAUAAAUUUACUACCUGUGGCAGCAAAAGAAAGUAUUGUGGUAUUAUUCCUCAACUCAGAGUACAGGGGGAGUUCUACUGUUUAAAGUUUAGUAUUUAUUUAAUUUUAGAUUUAUCAACUGUUUUUGGUUUUAAUUUGCUUUUUCUUAACGAGCCCUGACCAUUAAUGCCGAGGGAAUGUACGACUAUUAAACAGGCAGGUACGACAAAGAUGUUGGAACAGCUCGGGUGUUACGAGCAGAAGCAGAUAUGUAUUAAAGUGUUUAUGUAUCUUCUUGUGCAUUUUCGAUGGAGCCACAUUGAACCUGAGAGCAGCGUUUGUGCACUGCCACUUAUCCUUUAUUGUGUGUCUUACUUCAGUUGAUUCAGAAAAAUGAAAAGAUUCUAGUCAUUAAAGAGCAGACACGGUGGUUGCUUUGUUGAAUGUGUAAUGUGUAUGUUUCACUCUGAAAAUUCUUAAUAUACAGUAUUAUUGCCAGUCAGUAAAUGGGAGAAACAUCAGUGAUUAAGUAUAGUGUUUUUUUUGGAGCUGUGAUCCUCAGGUUGAUAAUCAGGGACCUGUACACAGAGGGUCACAAUGUGUUGGGAGCUGAGGUACAGCAAAAAGGUGGACAGUAUGGACUAGGCCUGUCACGAUAACCAUUUUCUGUGGAUGAUAUAUUGUGUUAAAAUAAUACAAACAAUUGCAUUAAACCGUGUUGUCAUUUUAAGAGCAUUUUGUGCCACUAAUAUGAUAAAUGAUAUAAUAUGAUAUGAUGAUAAUAGUAUCGUAUUAGUGCAAUAACCCUUAUAGAAACUUAAUAGAACAAUUAACCAUUUCAAUUAUUUUAAAUUUAUUUAAUUGAAUAUUCAAAUAUUUGAAUUAUAAUAUUUAAAGUGUCUGUCUCCAGAAAUAAAACAUUAAAAUAAAACUAACAAUGUACCAGCUCAUUCGUGUUAAUGAAUUAUCCUUUCUAUGUAAACACAAUGGGGCAAUAUUAAGUUCAGAAAAUGUAUUAAGAUAAUGUCCUUACAUUGUUUGCUAAAUUGAUUAUAUGAUUAUUGUGACAGGCCUUUUUUCAGUGGGGGUCCUUGAGGAUCAGUUCCAGUUUAGUAUAUUAAGUAAAUAACUCAGCCACAAUAGCCUUUGUGCUAGAGGUACUCUUUAUUUAUAUUAGUGUUAAGGGUUAUUAUGUUAAAAUGGCACUAAGUACCAGCAAUCAUAAUUAGGUCUGAAAACCUUUGCUUUACUAUUACAGGUUUUAUUCCCACAGUUCUGAUGCCUUCUUAAAGCUGGAAUGUAAACAGACUGUUUUGAAAUGUAUAGAAUUCUAUUCAGUAUACAGGAUAUAAUGUUCAAUACUGAAAAACCACUGAACUGAGCACUGAAAUUGAUCUAAAUGAUAGUUAUCUGUUAUUGUCAUGUGAUAAGAAGCAUGCCAAACUUUUGUUUUGCUUAUUUUGGACAGCAUGGAUAUGACGUUUUUGUUAUACUAAAUAAGCACAGGCUCACAGAACCUCAUGGUCAUGUUUAAUUUCUUUUUUAAAUGUUUUAAAUUUGUUUUGGUCAAUCGAGGCACAUGAUUGUAGAUUUGGUCCAGUAACUGCCUGAGAAUGCUGAUAAUAAUGAUGAUCAUUUUAAUUGUGUAAAUUUUACAGCGAGGUGCCCUUAUACAUGAGAGUGUUCUCUUUGAAAUGCCGCAGAAAAACACAUUAAUAAGUAAAAAUGUUUCAUAAGAAGUGGAGAUGAGUAUUGUAGAUCAUCCUUUUUCUAGCACAUGUGAGUGUGUAGCGCAUAAUGUUAUUACCAUGCGUUUUCUACAGCAGAAUAAGUUUAAGCUGAGGUUUAUACAUCAUCGUUUUAUGACGAUGAUACCUGCUUGUGCACUGCCACCCCCUUUUUUAAUCAUUCAGAGGCAAUAUGGAACUGAGUAGAAGAGUAAAGGCACCCCUGGAUACUGUUACACACUGCAGUGAGCCUAAUGUUUACCCUGUUGCUGUGCCUGUUACCCAGUUCCAUUUGCUCACUUUUUCCGUUCUGCUAUUUACAGGGGCCUUUUGAGUUUUUGCCUAAUUUUAAUACUAUUAUUAUUAUUAUUAUUAUUAUUAUAUUGGUGUUUUCUUUCUGUCAUUUUCAAAUUUUGUAAAUCUUUAUAAUUUGCCAGAAAAGAGCGAUUUGAACUCUUUAUUUAAUACAUAGGUUUAAACAACAAGUUUGGAACAAGCAUUGCUGCCAACAUCACAUGGAGUAGAGCAGGCGCAGCUGAAGAGCCUCAGAUGCUGGUCUGUGGUUGUGAAUAAGGUUUUGUAUUUUUAGUUGGUGUGUGAGCGUUUGUGUACUUUUCCUUUGGAUCAUGCUGGGCAACCCUUUAAUGUGAAACUAAACCGAGCUUUUCUGGAAUGCAUUAUGUUGCACUAAAAGACAUGGACAUGACGUGAAUGUUUUACAGCAGUAUGAAAUACGUGUGUAUAUGUGGAAAACAUGACAGUUCAUGAAAUAAAGUCAGUUAUUAACAGUA
Astyanax mexicanus (Mexican tetra) is the source of this 15380-nucleotide messenger RNA. It is a transcript of the gene spegb, whose product is annotated as striated muscle enriched protein kinase b. The record is from RefSeq and is a predicted model, not a curated record. Bases 789 to 11654 code for a protein of 3621 amino acids. The transcript has 41 exons. Gene Ontology annotation, molecular function: ATP binding; protein kinase activity; protein binding. Gene Ontology annotation, biological process: protein phosphorylation. Lineage: Eukaryota; Metazoa; Chordata; Actinopteri; Characiformes; Acestrorhamphidae.